This is a messenger RNA of Caenorhabditis bovis, 1797 nucleotides long. Lineage: Eukaryota; Metazoa; Nematoda; Chromadorea; Rhabditida; Rhabditidae. The record is from the annotation of a GenBank genome assembly.
AUGAAGGAAGUUGACUCCAGACCGCCAGAUGCGGUGCUCUGCGAGUGCAGUAUGCUGGCGACACGUAGAUCAAAUCAUCAGAAACAGACGGCGGUGGUGGUGAAUCCACGAAGGCGGUCGCAACGCCGAUUUCGACGGUUCAUUGAAAGCUUUAUGCGAAAAGUAUUCAAUGAUCAGAGAAAAUCGACAAACGAUAACGUCACUUCUGCAUCGACGACCCAAAUCCAAGCCGAUGUGACACCGACAAAAAGUCCGCAAUUGGCUGAAUUGCACAUUACAUCGCCGCCGAAGCGAACCUCGUCAGCACCAUCCAACCGACUCAGUUUUAAUAGUACAAUAGACAGCAAUGGAAACUAUGGAAGGAAAACUGUCUCUCAAAAUGAUCUCAAUGUUGAACCGGAACUGGUCAGUAAUCUUCAUCAAAAGAAGUUAAAUGAUUUUGAUUUGAAUGAUUUGAUUGAUGAACAAUAUCGUCCUACUCCAAAGCCACUUCCUCCCAUUGCGAAACCUCCACAACCAAAACUGGUAGCACCGAAAGAGCCCAUAUAUUUCCCUCAAGGAAAACCGGUACCUCAAAUUCAAAACGACGCCGCACUUCGCAGAGUGUGUGAAGUGUUCCGUUCACUGCCCGAUCAGAAAUGCGAAUUGAACAACAUGAAGCUUGUCUGUGAGGCAGCCGGUCUUCCGCUUUAUUGGAAAAUGCCGGUGUUUAUGGCAUUGACCAACGAUGAGAAUCGGCCGGCAACUCAAAUCGAUUUCACAUCAUGGUGGAAAGCGAUGACAUCUGUUGCACAUGACGAAGCUUCAAGAUUCGUUUACACAAUGACUAUGGGAUCAAGAAGUUAUCUAGUGCCCGAAGAUUUCUAUCAUUUACUGAUGGAUGUGAUCCACACACAUCCAGGAUUGGCGUUUUAUAGGGAAGCCACCGAAUUCCAUGAUAAAUAUUGUCAAGUGGUGAUGACUAGAAUAUUCUGGAAUGACGCCCAUUCUUGGUCAGGUCGCCUCACUACCGAACGACUUCGCCGCGGCGGAGUACUGCAAGCGAUUCGGGACCUCGCUUUUGAAGAUGAUAUCAAUAAAUCACUACGAUACUUCAGUUACGAGCACUUCUACGUUGUAUAUUGUAAAUUCUGGGAGAUCGACACCGAUCAUGAUUUGAAAAUCCGAAAACGCGAUCUCGCUGCACAUGCGGGCGGUGCGCUCGCUCCAUUGGUUGUUGACAGAAUAUUCUCGGGAGCGGUUUGCAUGUCGUCCUCACACAUGGAACCAAUUGAAGAGAUUGGGCUACCAGAGUUCACACAAUUCCUGUUGGCUGAGGAGGAUAAAACGCAUCCGACUAGUGUCGAAUAUUGGUUCAGAAUUUUGGAUUUGGAUGGCGAUGGAAUUGUGACUUUGUAUGAUAUGGAGUUGUUUCACUCACAAAUCCAAAAGAAGUUGGCUGCUGAAGGAAUUGAUUCAAUGGCAUUCGCUGAUGUCGCUUGCCAGCUCAUCGACAUGCUCAAUGUUGAUGGUGCAACGUCGUUCCGACUCCGAGACCUAAAGAAGUCGCCGCUUCGUGGCCGAUUCAUUAACACAUUUGUAAAUUGGAGAAAGUUCUUCGUUCAAGAGACCAAUGAAGGCUCCGAAGCGCCUCGAAUUGAGGAUGAAGGAGGUGUUGAGCUCACUGAAUGGGACAAGUAUUGUAUAGAAGAGUAUGAAGCUAUGAUGGAGGAUGACCAGGCUGAUGCUGAAACAAUCAGCUUGAAUCUUGAAGAUGAUGAUUCCAAAACCAGUCUAGCAUACCACGAUCUUCUCUAA